ACCUAAAUGUGACUGUGCCCGGAUACCAUGGACAUAUUGAGUCAACACUAGAACUCCAUGUAUGUCGAUCUUUGUCGUUUCAGUGCCUUUGAUAUCGGCUGCUGAUAGAGGUAAUAUAUAUAUCAAUUAUUAAAUCUAUCUCACGCGCAGAUUUAUCCCUCUUGGUCGUGGCAACGCCGAUGUAAACGCAGGGUCGGCUAAUCGAUAUCAGUCAGACCUCAUGCUCGUGUCACGCCCUGACGUCAGAGGGAGGGCGGCAGACAGCGGGUGGGGAGGGUGCCAGAGUAUAAAAACCUCAGAGACAGACUCCGAGUUACAUUCUCUGUCCGGGUCGGUGAAACAUAUCAAAUGGAAGUACAGAGAGGCACCGGGCCCCAACAGACAAACAGCAGCAGUAUGAGCGAGUCCACGCAGAGGUCCUGCGAACCUCGCCGGAAAAGGACGGAUGAUCGCAGCGCGCCCUCAGAGAUGGCCAGGAUUAUCACGGAUCCCGUCACGGGGAAGUGCUACUGCCGGGGGAAAGUUUUGGGAAAGGUUAGCGCACAGAAUCUGAUGCCAGAUCUUCGUGGAUAUAUCUCGUUAACCCGAAGACGCAGCGUGUUAACAGUGUCUUUCCUAUUUUCAGGGAGGCUUUGCAAAGUGCUAUGAGAUGACGGAUCUCUCCACCAGCAAAGUUUAUGCAGCCAAAAUCAUCCCACACGCACGCGUCUCCAAGCCUCACCAACGAGAGAAGGUAAGCGCGCGGCUCCGGUGCGCACAGACAUCCCACGCCGAACACUUUAGAGUCGACCCCUUAAAAAUUAGUGUACAUUAAAAUCGUGUCCUUUCUGAUUUCUUCCUCACUAGAUUGAUAGAGAAAUCGAGCUGCACAGAGCUCUGCACCACAAACACAUCGUGCACUUUUAUCAUCAUUUCGAAGACAAGGAGAACAUCUACAUUUUGCUGGAAUACUGCAGUAGAAAAGUAAGUGAAGUUUUAAGAUAUCAUGUGUUCCUACCUGAGUGUUCAACUUCUCUGCAGUGUGUUUGAAAUUUUGAGAACACCCGCAUUGCACCUUCACUCCAGGAGGCAGUACAAAAGCAGCAUGCAGGGUCCCCUUCCCCUUGAAAACAUAAUUUUAUGAUACAGUAAUAGCCUUUUUUUUUUUUUAGCUCUGGUAAUUUAAAGAAAAAAAUGGCAUUGUUAUUUUCUAUAAGGAAGUUUAAGUAAAUGUACAGAAUAUAAAUAUUUGUGGUAACAGCCGUUUAAUCAUUCCUUCCUUUGCAUUGUGUGUCUUUGCAGUCAUUAGCCCACAUCCUGAAAGCUCGUAAAGUACUAACAGAGCCAGAGGUGCGUUACUAUCUACGACAAAUUGUUGCUGGCCUGAGGUACCUGCACGAGCAAGAGAUCCUUCACAGAGACCUGAAACUUGGUGAGGAAUCUUUCUGCCAUCCCCAGUCCAUCCAUGACAGUUGUGCACAAAUAUAAAGUGACUUUCUGCAGAGAGAGACGAUCCUUUGUUGUCCCUCUGCCGCUUGCUUCUCUUUCAUCAACUCAGGAGAGGAUCAGUGCCUGAUUGAGCCUUUGAUCCCGUGUGAGUACUCAUCAUUUCAUUCUCCUCCUUCCCCACAGGUAACUUCUUUGUGAGUGAGUCGAUGGAGCUCAAGGUCGGGGACUUUGGUCUUGCUGCCAAGUUGGAGCCAGCAGGAAACAGGAGGAAGACGAUCUGUGGAACUCCCAACUACCUUUCCCCUGAGGUGCUCAACAAGCAGGGCCACGGCUGUGAAUCAGACAUCUGGGCCUUAGGCUGUGUAAUGUGAGUGGGCACACUGUAAAUUCACUCCAUUAAGUUCUUAAUGUGUGAGUAACUGUAGGUUUUAUGAUUGAAUAUUAAUGGAUAAUAGAUGAUCGGCUUGAAAGGAUGCAAUGAAGUUAUAUUUUCAAGAAUUUCACCAUCUUUACUCGUCAGAUAAAGAACAUGGUAGGGCUGAAAAGAAGUUAAUUAUGCCCUUUAUCCCCUGACAGGUACACAAUGCUUCUGGGGAGGCCGCCAUUUGAAACCACCAACUUGAAGGAGACAUAUAAGUGUAUAAGAGAGGCACGUUACUCCCUGCCCUCCUCCUUGUCACCACAAGCUAAGCAGUUAAUUGCUAACCUUCUUGCAAAGAUCCCAGAAGACCGACCCAACCUGGACCACAUUCUGAGGCACGACUUCUUCACACAGGUUAGAUAGACAUCAUUGUCUUGUCUCCCUGACCCCUUUCUCUCUGCGUGCUGCCUGUCCUUCUUGCUAGAUGUCACAUUGUUGGCUCAUGAGAGUGACCCCCAAACCACCAGUUGCACACUGACCCACUUUCUCCCUCUCCACAGGGCUUUAGUCCAGAGCGUCUGCCACCGAGCUGUUGCCACUCAGCACCAGAUUUCCACGUCUCUAGCCCGGCCAAAAGCUUCUUCAAGAAAGCUGCUGCUGCACUCUUUGGUGGGAAGAGAGACAAGGUCAAGUACUACGAGACUCUGAGUGAGUGUUGCAUGAGCUACUGAGCACUCGUGUACCGAAAAAUCACACCACUUUUUAGAAAAUUGAUUGAAAAUAACUACAGACAAAACAUUUUAAGUAUAUUUCACAUUUUCUUCCUGUUUUGGUGGUUGAAGUAUCUGCAGGUUAAGAGGUCAAUGAUUUAUUUAUUUAUUUUUUGCUGUUUUUUUGCUUGUUAAAGACAAACUAACCAAAGAGGAAGAGGAGAUCUACAAACUGCAGCACGACAUGGAGAGAACUGCCAUCAGCCAGCAACACUGCAAAAAAAUCUCUGAGGUAAGAGGUCAUUUAAUCUGCAUAAAUCAAAAUAUUUGCCUCAGAGUAGGAGAGGUUUUUUUUUUUUUCAUGAGGCCAUUAAGAGAACAGGUUGACUAGAAAUUUUAUGCUGAGGAGAAUAAAGUGAGUCAUUCUGAUGCAGCACUGAACUUUAUAACAAGCACAGUUUCAGAACAAACUAAAAAGCACUUAUUGCCAGCCUCCCAGCCAGCCACUCUGAAUCUGUGGGUGACGGCUGAGUCAGAGUAGGAAGAGAUGAUCUAAACUCCCAGAUUCUCACUCCUGUCGUCACCGAUUCCCACCUCAGAAUGGAAGUCUACUUCCGCCAUCUGCCGAGAGACCUGUCGCCCCGGCAACAGAGAGCCAGUCCCCGACGACGCGAGACACCAUCCGCCUCAUCGUCAGAGGGAGUCUGGGGAGCUGCAGUAGCAGUAGUGAAUGUAAGUUCAUCUCGUUACGCACGUAAUGACAGACAUGAAUGUGAUUUAAAAUGGCAAACAAAAGCUACAUGCGUAAGAGAGGAAUCAAGCUAAAUGACAUCCUUUUGUUUUUGUUCCUAAAGGCCUCGAAGACAGCACAACAGGAAGCGUGGCUGAGACUGUUGCCAGUGUUUUAAGAGGAUGCCUGGAGAAUAUGCCCAACGGUGAGGGCACUUGUUGCAAUGAUUUGUAAAACCAUUAUCUACACAGGGGGCUUGGUUUUGAGAACGCUUCAUACAAGGAAAAGGGAGAAGUUUACUUACAAAGUAUAUUUAGCAAGAAGAAGAAGAAGAAGAAGUGCUUUAUGGAAGACAACAAAAGCAUAAGGAUACUUGUGUAUUUGAGCUCAGGAGAUUGAUGUUUAGAUAGAUACACUCCCUAAUUUUGUUAACCAAAUUCCCCUCCUGCUCAGUGUUCGUUUAAAAAAAUCAACUAUACAGUUUAUGGCUAAGUUUCAGGAAGCCUGAGGAAAUGUUAGUGUUAGGUGAAGCUCCAGGGGCUUAAACAGGGUCAGGGGUUGUAUGGGGUUGCGCAGUUAUGCCUCUUCUCAAAUCCUUCCUGUAAUUGUAUUCUAAUCCUCCGCCUCCCUCUGCCCUCUCACCCUGCAGCGGAUGACACUCCUCAGGGCUCAAACAGCUGCAACCUCCAGUGGGUGACUAAAUGGGUGGACUACUCCAAUAAGUACGGUUUUGGCUACCAGUUGUCUGAUCACACUGUGGGAGUCCUCUUCAACAACGGCACUCAUAUGAGCCUCCUGCCAGACAGAAAGUAGGCACUACUCAAAGCUUUCACUGCACUCCACCUUCAUUUUGAAAGUUGUUAGUCACUCCAUAUAAUGGAGGUAGCUUGUUUAAGCAUGCUUAAGUAAAUUGAAACACUCUUUGGAAGGUGUGCUGAACCGCAAUGAUAGCUUUAACUUUUUCCAUUUGAGUGUGAUAUUUUGUUUUUUGCCUUAAUAUAAGCGAAAACGAUGGAUUCCAUUCUAACUAAAAUACUUGCUUUAGUUUUUCGAAACAUUUUUAUUUAAACAUAGAAAAAAUGUAUUUGAGGAAGCUUUAGCUUUGUUCUCUUUAGUUGAAUAUUUGUUUAUGUAAGCGUAUGCUAAUCUCUUCAUCUCCUUUGUGUUUCUUCAGGACAAUCCAUUACUAUGCAGAGCUGGGUCAGCGCUCUGUGUUCCCCACUUGUGAGGUUCCAGAGCACUUUGUGGGCCAGGUGACCGUGCUCAAGUACUUUUCCCACUACAUGGAGGAGAACCUGAUGGAUGUAAGUAAACAUCUCUAUCAUCCCCACACCUCUUUCUUUUGUCUUCUCAUCCCUAGAGCGAUAGAAACUGUAUUUUCAUGUCACAGCCUGUCUAAUCCUAAUGUGUGACUCCUUUGCUUUUCUCAGGGUGGGGACCUAGGUAGUAUGACAGACGCACACAUGCCCAGACUCUACCUGCUGCAGUGGCUCAAAUCCGACCGCGCCCUUAUGAUGCUCUUUAACGACGGCACCUUUCAGGUAAACAGGAGUGCAACGGUUGCUGGGCAUGCUCAGAAGAGUACUGUUUGGGUGCAAGUCAUAACAGUUUCUGUGUGGUUUGUUAUGUCUGGUAAACUCAUAUGGGCUGGGCACCUUUAAUGCAUUGCAUGUUGAAGAGUGAAGUACUACCAUUGCUCCAGUGCAACAAAGGGAGGCAGAAAUUGACAAAAGAAAAAAAAAAAACACAAAAAUAACAAACCUUUUCCAUCUCCACAGAUCAACUUCUACCACGACCAUACCAAGAUCAUCCUGUGCUGCCAGAGGGACGAGUACAUGCUCACAUACAUCAAUGAAGAUCGUGUCUCCAAAACCUUCAAACUGAGCUCCCUGCUGAAGUCUGGCUGCCCCAACGACCUGCGUGAACGCAUGGUGUACUCUCUCAACAUGCUUCUGCAGAGGUGCAGCUAAACCCACAAAGAUAUUUUGGACUAUGUUGAAACAUACUGAUCUACACAGCGUGUUGCCGCAGUGCUGCAGUGAAACCUGGAUCUGUGCAAGAAGAGACAACGUGAGGACGGACCUAUGAAAAGUUAAUUAACAUUCCCACACUGUUGCACCUUGGUGACUCAGCAGAGGUGCCCAUGGAAAAAUAAUACAGACAGACUCUGUGGAUGGGGAAAUGAAAUGUAGCGCAAUGGAUGCUUAAGGGCUGAUUUGUAUGUUGAUUGUUAAAGGAAAGGAUUUAGUGAGGCUGUUGAAGGGAGUACGUUGGUACGAAUGUGAAAAGAGGGAUGUUUGGGAAGUGAGGACCAACGCUGGGCUGGCACCAGCUUAAACGUGUACAGAGUAGUUGAUGCUGUUUUAUAAAGAAAAUCCAUAGACUAUAGCUCUGAAUGUAACCAGAGCUAAACCAUGGAAUCCUGUAAAUGAUGUACAGUGAAUGUAACAGCCCACUCAGCAGUGCAAAGACAUGAUUGCUAAUGUGUGCGGAAGCUACUGAGUCCACCUGUUUAUACGUGUGUGAGAGUGCGUGCGUGUGAGUGGGACGAGUGUAUCAUCACGCUAACUCUAAAAAACUGUGAUUUGUUCUGUUAGCUGACAGAUGGACUCAGCACACUGAGCUGAGAAACAGUGGGGUGAUGUUAGAGAGAGGGAGGAGAGAAGGGGAACAGGAGGAGAUAACAAUUGGCUAAAAAAAAAGUACCAAGGAUCCUCCAAGGGUCAGUUAAGAGCCAUUAUCAGCUUGGUAGAUAAUGUCCUACUUAAGUUAUUGUGUAAAAAAAAGCGCAGUAUUUAUUUAUUUAAUAAUAAAAAUCAUUUUGUUAAAAAAAAAA
This is a messenger RNA of Xyrichtys novacula (pearly razorfish), 6065 nucleotides long. NCBI's taxonomy places the organism in Eukaryota, Metazoa, Chordata, Actinopteri, Labriformes, Labridae. The record is from the annotation of a GenBank genome assembly.